UGAUGUCCGUGUCAGCAGCUUUCUCUCUCUCUCUCUCUCUCUUAUACUUUAAUAAAAUUCUGUUACCCAAAAGGUUCCAGUGGGGAAGCCUCGUCUCUUGCCCUGGAUCGAAUUCCUCUCCUCCAGAGACCACGAAUCCCGGCAUAGCACACAGCUCACAGCAGGAACCUGUCAGGUCUUUCCAGAAGUAAUCAAUCUAGAACAAGGUCGUUAGGUGGGCCCUAAUCCAAUAUGCCUGGCAUUCUUACCAAAAAGGGAAGUGCAGACACAGAGACACACAAAUACACAAGAGAGACUGCGUGGAGGCACACAAGGAGUAGAUGACCGUGUGAUCGGAGUGAUGCGUCUAUAGGACAAGAGGUGCCUGAGGCCACCAGAAACCAGGAGAGGGGCAUGGAACACAUCCCUCCCUAGCACCUUCAACAAGAGCAUGACCUGGUUGACACCUUGGUUUUAGACUUCUGGCCCUCAGAACUGCAAGGCAAGAAAUUCUUAUUGUUCUGAGCCACACGGUUUGUGAUACUUUGUUACAAGAGUCCUAGGAAACAGGCUUUCUGUACUUGGGAGUGGAGUGCUAUUAUAAGAAACAGCUAAAAAGACAUGAAGUGACUUUGGAAUUGGGCAGCAGGCGGAGGCUGGAGAAAUUUGUAGGUGCUUGAUAGAAAAAGUCUAGCUUGCCUCAAAGAAACAGGUGGGAGAAAUAGGAAUAACUGUUUUUGCUGAGGUCUCAGCUACCCUUCCCAGGUGACGCUAGUGGUAAAGAUUCCUCCGGCCAACGCUGGAGACUCGAGUUCCAUCCCCGGGUCAAGAAGGUCCCCCAGAGAAGGAAAGGGCAACCCACUCCAGUUUUCUUGCCUGGAGAAUCUCACGGACAGAGGAGCCUGGCGGGCUCCAGUUCAUGGGGUUACAAAGAGUCGGACAGGACUGAAGCGAAUUAGCACACAGCACUGGCCAAAGAAAGAAGUGAAUUCUAGGUAUUUCCUAAAAGAACUAGAAGAUUUAGAAAAGCUAAUUUAAUCUUAAUUUCUGAAUAAUGAUUUACUGAUUGAAUUUAACACAUGAUGAAUAAGAGAAAUUAACAGCUUUAGAUAUUUUUACCCUGCACAAUGUUCGGUAUAACUAGGUAUUUAAUAAGCAUAGCAUAUCAUGACGAAAAUCAUUAAAGACAACUAACUUCCUAGUUCUCUUCCAUCCAACCCCCGGUGCUGACCACGUCACCUUGAAUGGGACUGUAUUGUAACAGGGGUCGUUCGAGGACGUCCCUGUGGACUUGAGCAGGGAGGAGUGGCCACACGUGGACCCUGUACAGAGGUGCCUGUACCAGGAUGUGACACUGGAGACCUACAGCCAACUGUGCGCAGUGGGGAAAUGGGAUUACUUUCCUGAAGAGCAAAGAGAAGCGUGGUUUGAAAGGCCCUGAAACCCAAUUAACUGGACCCAAUCCUGUAUCGUGUCCUGUUCACAGGGAACCAAGUUCCCAAACCAGAGGUCGUCAUCGAGCUGGAGCAAGGAGAGGGCCCAUGGACAUUGGAGGAGGAAACCCCACAUCACAGCUGCUCAGAUGUGUGACCUGAGUAGAUGGGGGACGUGGAGUAGAUCUGUUUUUCUAGGACAGGCUGAUGCCUUUGAAAGGCUCUGCAGAUAAUCUGUCUUGAACGUUCUAAGAGCGCCCGUGAUUCCUUUCCCAGAGUUCUCUGCGUCAGGAAGCGCCUUCCUGGAACUCCGGGCAUUUUGUGUUGGCUGCAGCCGUUGUAACAAGAUGGCAGCGUCCGCGGAGUGACCAGGGGUCCUUCCUGGCAGGAGCCGGCGGCAGUGGUGGUAGCGGUAUCGCCGCCGUAACUUCACGGCUGUCCUGUACCAGCCCCCGAAGUCGCCGCGAAGGCGAGGCCGCUAACGGAUGGCGAGCAGCAGUGGACCCAAGGCCGAGUUCCUUGUCAGAGGGAGAUAUAAACUGGUAUGGGAGAUCGGUUCUGGCUCCUUUGGGCAAGUUCAUUUGGCGAUAGACCUCACCAACCACGAGCAGGUGGCGGUAAAACUAGAAUCGCAGACUGCCAGGCAGCCCCGAUUGUUACAUGAGAAGGAACUCUAUAAUAUCCUUCAAGGUGGGGUUGGCAUCCCCCAGAUACGGUGGUAUGGUCAGGAAACAGGCUAUAAUGUGCUAGUCAUGGAUCUUCUGGGACCCAGCCUUGAAGAUCUCUUCAAUUUCUGUUCAAGAAGGUUCACCAUGAAAACUGUACUUAUGUUAGCUGAUCAGAUGAUCAGUAGAAUCGAAUAUGUGCAUACACAGAAUCUUAUACACAGAGACAUUAAACCACAAAACUUCCUAAUGGGUACUGGGGAGCAGUGGAAGGAGUUAUUCCUUAUUGAUUUUGGUUUGGCCAAGAAGUACAGAGACAACAGAACAGGGCAACACAUACCCUACAGAUCCGGUAAAAGUCUCACUGGCACUCCUUCCUUUGCUAGUAUCAGUGCCCAUAUUGGUAUUGAACAGAGUCGCCGAGAUGACAUGGAAUCAAUAGGACAUGUCUUGAUGUAUUUUAAUAGAGCCAGCCUGCCAUGGCAAGGCCUAAAGGCUGCAACAAUGAAGCAAAAAUGUGAAAAGAUUAGUGAAAUGAAGAUGAACACACCUGUUGAUGUUUUAUGUAAGGGAUUUCCUGUAGAAUUUGCCAUGUACUUCAAGCACUGUCGCGGGCUGUCCUUUGAGGAAGCCCCAGAUUACACGUACCUGAGGCAGCUGUUCCGCAUUCUUUUCAGGAGCCUGAAUUACCAAUAUGACUAUGCAUUUGAUUGGAUAGUGUUAAAGCAGAAAGCAGAACAGCAGGCUGCCUCUUCAAGUGGGGAGGGUCAGCAGGCCCAAACCCCCACAGGCAAAAGUGACAAAACCAAAAGUGAAAUGAAACGUUCUUAAAUUUGAAUCAAGGAACAGAAGACAGAGCAGAAGAUGAGCAGCAAAUUCAUUUCCCUGUCAACUGGCUCUGGUCAGCAGAGAUACUGUCUCCUGAGUUGAAGGCUCUGUGAUUAAUUAAAUAUGGUAUCCAGUUUUCUAUUUCACUUUUUGAAGUGGAAAAGUUCACUAAAUGCUUGACACACACAAAUUGGUGGGAAAAUUGUACCU
This is a messenger RNA of Bubalus bubalis (water buffalo), 3115 nucleotides long. Its product is annotated as casein kinase I. The record is from RefSeq and is a predicted model, not a curated record. NCBI's taxonomy places the organism in Eukaryota, Metazoa, Chordata, Mammalia, Artiodactyla, Bovidae. Gene Ontology annotation, cellular component: cytoplasm; nucleus. Gene Ontology annotation, biological process: negative regulation of canonical Wnt signaling pathway; peptidyl-serine phosphorylation; regulation of DNA-templated transcription. The coding region runs from base 1898 to 2908 and encodes 336 amino acids. Gene Ontology annotation, molecular function: protein serine/threonine kinase activity; ATP binding. The transcript has 3 exons.